AUGGCAAACCCCGAAUUCACCAUUCUUACACCUAAUGCCAUGCUUGACUAUGGCUACAACUCGGACCACUUUUGGUACGGUAUCGAGAAAUACAGGCCCGCAGCCAUCAUCGUUGAUAGCGGUUCAACAGAUGGGGGGCCGUACAAGUUGGGCAUGAAAAAAACGACCUGUGGCAGAGGAUCAUAUGUCCGUGACCUUGAACCAAUUCUUGCGGCUCCGUCUCCAUGGGGCUUAAUAGGUGGCCUCCAUGAGACAUUAGACGGAUAUGUACGGAUCCACGACUCGUUCCCAAACCACGCGGAGGGAGCUUUAGCGCUAUUGGGAUUACCCAAAGGCGCAUCACGGCAGCAAGUCUCACAAGAAACCGCAAAAUAG
Molecule: messenger RNA, 375 nt
Organism: Trichoderma harzianum CBS 226.95
Lineage: Eukaryota; Fungi; Ascomycota; Sordariomycetes; Hypocreales; Hypocreaceae
Exons: 1
Coding region: 1-375 (124 amino acids)
Source: RefSeq, a predicted model, not a curated record